This is a messenger RNA of Plectropomus leopardus (leopard coralgrouper), 946 nucleotides long. The record is from RefSeq and is a predicted model, not a curated record. Lineage: Eukaryota; Metazoa; Chordata; Actinopteri; Perciformes; Serranidae.
AUGUCCCUCCCACCCCCAUCCCCGGUGUCACGUUCUCCUGGUCCUCCUGGUCCUCCUGGUUCUCCCGGUCCUCCUGGUCCUCCGUUGAUCCGUCUGAACUCUGACUUCCUGCGGAACCAAACCGAAGUGGUCCUGACCGCUGGCCCCGCCUGCACCCUCAGUUGCCUUGGUAACGGCUUGAUCAGCUGGACCUUCACUGCGUUUGAUCUGCUGUACCGGAACCGAUCGCUGAACCCCGUUAAGGUGCCGCAGCUGACCCCCCGACACACCGGGACAUACCGCUGCGGGUACACCAACCAGAGCUUGGACCACCUGCACACCUGGAUACACCUGUACGUCAAAGACCCAACCGACCCCUCCAGCGUCUUCGUCACACCUCGCCGUCUCCCUGACUUCAAGGAGGGGGAGGACUUCCUGUUCCGCUGCCUGCUGACCGACCCCUCCGUCACCAACCUCACCCUCCAAUCAGAGGACGGCGUCAGAGCCAGGGGGCGGGGCCUGCCCUCCGGCAUGAAGGUGACCUUUGACCCCCGGAGAGGAGCCCUAAUCCAGGAAGUGCAGGUGUCCUUCAGAGGGCAUUACGUCUGUUCAGGCUGGAGGGACGGGACGCAGUUCAAGUCCAAACCUGUCCACCUGCUGGUGACGCCCAGACUACAUCGUCCUCCCUCAGUGUCUGUCAGUGAGGACGAGGUCGUCCGUCUGGAGGGAGAGACAUUUGACGUCACCUGUCGCGCCAGUAACCCCUCCUACUUCUACAACCUCACUUGGACACACCCCCAAGGAGAGCCUCUCAGGGUCUUUGAAAGCUGUUCACCUGGAAGCUGUCUGAGAAAGACAAGCAUGCUGAGGGUGCCUGCUGUGCGUCUGACGGACGGGGGGACGUACACCUGUAAGGCCUUCAAUGAGGCCGGAGUCGCCACGGAAACCACACACCUGAGAGUUCUGG